GAAAAUGCGGGUAAAUGGAAGAAAACCUGGAGAGCAGAGAAGAAAAAUAAUAAUAAUCAACCAAAAACAUCAUCGCCUUUUCUCAGCUCCUUGUUGUCGUGAGGAGAAAAUCGUGGAGUGAACCGGGCUGGGAACUUAAUAUUAGGAUUUUAUUUAUUUAUUUAUUUUUAAAAUUGGCACUUUGGUCAUAUGACCAGACAUAAGCGUCAUGACCGGAAGUGAAAGUGUAAAAGGACUUACGUUUUUUCCGGUGGGGGAAAAUUCAAGCAGAUUUACAUCUAAAGGCACCACUUUUUUUUCAGCGUCGUGUUUACAAUUCAUAUUUGAAUUUCUGGCGCUCAUAUGGACUUCAUACCGACUGUACCAAUUUUAUUUUUCCUGUUGGGAAUCUGUAAUAAAGGUUUAGCAGUUUUGAUCCAAACCCAGCAGACGGUGUUGGCAGCAGUAGGAGAAGAUGCUCCUCUCAGCUGUCGGCUCCUGGUAACUAAAGACGUCCAGCAGGUCACCUGGCAGAAAGUGUUGGAGAAAACAGAGAGGAAUAUUGGUUCCUACAGCCAGUAUUUUGGUGAAACAGUGAAUCCUGGAUUUAAAGAUAAAGUUCAGUUUACAGAAGCUGGACUGCAGAAGAACUCUAUAGUUAUCAGGAACGUUACAGAGCAGGAUGCAGGAUGUUAUCUCUGUCUGUUCAACACCUACCCUGAUGGAGCUCUGAUAGCUGCAACCUGCCUGCAGGUUUAUGAGCUGCAUGGACCCUUCAUUAAUGUCAGCAGGUCAAACUCUCCUCCAUGGUCGGUUGUGACCUGUUCAGCCACAGGUCGACCUGUUCCCAUGGUAACACUGACUGUUCUCCAUCAGAACCUCAGCUUCUCCCACUACAACACCAGUACAGAGACCAACACUAACGGUACCGUCACCGUCACCACUAAAGUUCUGCUCUCAGAUCUCAGCAGCAGACAGGUUGGAUGUUCAGUGUCAGUGGACUCUGCUGCUCCCAGAGAGCUGCUGGUCACCGUUCCUGAGGUCAAAGGUUCGUCUGAUGACGGGUUGACUAAACAAUCUCGGUCAUAUCACCUCGCCCCCAUAUGGCCUUUGAUUGCUGCAGUGAUGCCAGUCAUGAUUUCUUUAGCUUUCCUGCUCAGAAUAAGAUAUCAGAGAAGCCACAGGAAUAAGAAACCUUCAGAGGACACCACAGAAAAUCAGAAGAUGAACAUCUCAACAGCUUCGAGCAAAAACCUCAGACAACAAACACCUGAAAAACAAAAACUAAACAGUGGGUUGUACUCAUCGCCAUGACAACAGAAACACUACAUUUUAACCUUUUUGUUUGGUUAACCCACCAAUAUGUAAUAAGGCAGCUAAUCCUCAAGUUAAUUAGAUAAAAGCCGGUAACCAAGUUUUUGUCUCAAUUCCACUGAACAACAAUCAGUGUUUAUAAUUGCAAGAGCAUGAAAUAUUUUCUAUUUUUGUAUUGUUUUCAGUGAUGCUUUGUUUGGUUUUUACACCAAAUUUGAUCAAAAAUGAUGACAAAACAUUUCUUAUAAAGAUGCUGUUAGACAAAAAAUGCAUCCUGCACCUUUUCAAGUAUUGCUUAAUUGUUUUCCUGUUUUUUUUUUUUUAUUAUUAUUAUUUUUUUACAAUACUAAAGAUUAUCUUUUAAGUAUCUUCACACCAGGUGACUAAAGGAGAAGAAUGUAUUUUUGUUUUUGUACUGAAGGUAAUGUAUUCAUCUACAUAAUGAAUUAGACAAAUGUCGAAGUUACUGCUGCUGAUUCAAAAGAAACUGCAAUUAUGAAGACUUUAUGCUUGGUAUUUUUUAAUCUUUGCAAACUUUCAGGAUUUCCGAUGAAAUCAAUGAUGUAAAACCAGAAAGAAAAAUGUUUUACAUUUAAUAAUGAGAAAUAAAAUUUUUUGUAUCUUUUCUUUUACAUACAUUUAAAACAAUGUGAACUUAGAAUUACAGGCAAAGGAAAAGUAUCAUAUUCAAACAGAUGUAAAAUAAAAAAAAGUACAUUACUUUUUAUGUUCUUUUUCAGCUGUUCUGUGGUAAACGAAUGAAUGAAUAUACUUUAUUAAUCCCAGAGUCAGUACUUAUUCCCAAACAGAGUACUGACAGAACCUGAGCCUUUACAGAUGUUGCAUCACACAUUAGAAAUGGAGGAAAAACUAAUGAAAAUGUAAAAUAAUUCAAGGACUGAUUGAAAAUUCUUAUUAAUUUGAACAAGGAUGAUUUUUUUUGGCCUAUGAUGUAAAAAAUAUUCACCCAUACCACAUAUAGCCAAUUACAGUAAAACUUAUUCUUUGCUUGCAUAAGCUAACGUGUGCAGAUUGCAAUUUUUUCUCUUGUCUUUCUGUUGGUCGUUUUAGUUUGUAUUGUCUUAAAUAUGACCGAACUGCAAACGAAUUUUGUAUUUUCUCUACAAAAAAAAUAAAAAAUGCUCAUAUUGUUGUUA
Xiphophorus maculatus (southern platyfish) is the source of this 2450-nucleotide messenger RNA. Its product is annotated as OX-2 membrane glycoprotein-like. Bases 343 to 1293 code for a protein of 316 amino acids. Lineage: Eukaryota; Metazoa; Chordata; Actinopteri; Cyprinodontiformes; Poeciliidae. The record is from RefSeq and is a predicted model, not a curated record. Gene Ontology annotation, molecular function: cell-cell adhesion mediator activity. The transcript is spliced from 8 exons.